Molecule: messenger RNA, 1558 nt
Organism: Ornithodoros turicata
Lineage: Eukaryota; Metazoa; Arthropoda; Arachnida; Ixodida; Argasidae
Gene: Uba3
Product: NEDD8-activating enzyme E1 catalytic subunit-like
Exons: 15
Coding region: 146-1474 (442 amino acids)
Biological process (GO): protein neddylation
Cellular component (GO): nucleus; cytoplasm
Molecular function (GO): NEDD8 activating enzyme activity
Source: RefSeq, a predicted model, not a curated record
CGCGAUAUGCCGCCGCAUAUCCAGCCACUCGCAGCCAUAGACUCUCUGCCGAACUUUGUAUUUCUUUCGCUAAGCCGCCACAGCUUUUCUUCCACAACUGUUAGGCACCUGUAAACAAAAUUACUACUGCUUUUCUUGGUGAAGGAUGGAUGAUGAGAGCACCAUAGACUGGCCGCAACGAUGGAACCACCUUGAAAAGAUACUGAACAGGCAUGGCCCAUUUGCGCAUCCAGACUUCGAGCCAGGCCCUUCAGUUCUACAAUUCCUUCGAAACACUUGCAAAGUUCUUGUGAUUGGAGCUGGUGGUUUGGGCUGUGAGCUACUGAAAGAUCUGGGGAUGAUGGGUUUCCGAAACAUAGAUGUUAUCGACAUGGAUACGAUAGAGCUAUCAAAUCUGAACCGACAGUUCCUGUUCAGGCAGUGUGAUAUUGGAAAACCCAAAGCUGAAGUGGCAGCAGCUUUUAUAAACAAGCGCAUUCCAGGAUGCAAAGUGACACCACAUUUCAAGAAGAUACAGGAUUAUGAUGAUUCCUUCUAUAGGAAGUUUCACAUUAUCGUCUGUGGUCUGGACUCAAUUGUUGCCCGUCGCUGGACAAACAGGAUGCUGCUUGGGCUUCUGAACCAGGACGACGGCAUGUUGGACGAGCAAUCUAUCAUACCCAUGGUAGACGGUGGUACAGAGGGCUUUAAGGGAAACGCACGUGUUGUUAUUCCAGGCAUGACGGCUUGCAUUGAAUGCACACUGGAUCUCUAUCCGCCCCAGGUUAACUUUCCCCUUUGCACAAUUGCUCACACACCUCGGCUCCCUGAGCAUUGUAUAGAAUAUGUGAAAGUGCUUCUUUGGCCAAAAGAGCAUCCGUUUGGAGAGGGCGUUGCAAUAGAUGGAGACGACCCGGAUCACAUCCAGUGGAUUCAUGAGAAGUCAUUAGAGCGGGCUAACGAGUACAAUAUAACCGGUGUCACCUAUCGACUCACACAAGGUGUUAUUAAAAGGAUCAUCCCUGCCGUGGCGUCAACUAAUGCGUGCAUAGCAGCUGUCUGUGCUAACGAAGUAUUUAAAAUUGCAACAAGCUGUUCCAAUCCUCUAAACAACUACGUAGUUUUCAAUGACACGAAUGGGCUCUAUACCUACACCUUUGAGGCAGAAAAAAAUGAGAAAUGCCUGGCAUGCAGUCAAGUGCCAAUCACACUUCACUUCACAGAGGACACUAAACUGCAAGAGGUUUUCGAUCACCUAGUUAACUCUCCUGAGUUACAAAUGAAAUCUCCUGCAAUGGCGACUGUAAUAAAUGGCCAGAAUAAGACGCUCUACAUGCCGAGCGUGGCCUCCAUCGAGGUGAGGACAAAGGCAAACCUCAAGAAGACACUGAAAGAGCUAGCACUGGUGGACGGCCAAGAAUUGAUUGUAGCCGACGAAACUUCUCCGGACACCCUCAUCUUUAAGCUGGUAUUCAAGAAGACGACAGUUUGCUAAUUGGGUGCUGAUCAGCAAGCGAGCUUGAUGGGCCUUUGCAAGGAUUUUUUGUAAAUGGUAAAUUAAAAAUGUAUAUGACAAAUC